AUGCGAAAAAUAAGAAUAGCAUUAGUUUUGUUAGACUGGAUUCGCUCAAAAGAUCCAUUAACAAAUUUAGGACACGCAUCUAUACUUUCUACUUUACAAAAAUACAAUUCACAUCGAGUAAUAUUUUUAAAUAAUCAUCGAUAUUCCGUUAAAAAUUGUUUAGAUGUAGAUGGAUUUAGUGAAAAUGUCGUAAAAAAUUUAGUAGUUGAUGAACCAGAUUUAAUUUUAAAAAAAUUUAGAAAGAGAAUGAAGCAGGUAGAUCAUGUAUCAAUUGGGUUUGCUGGAAAAGGAAGUGGGAAAGGUAAGAUAAUGAUUGAUUAUCUUCGUAAACCAUUAAUUUUAUUAGGAGGUCCUCAGAUUUCUUAUGCGCCAAUUAAUACGCUAGAGAAUUAUUAUCCAGAUGCUGACUUAUUUAUUCGUGAAUAUGCCAAAAAAGCAUUUUCUCAGGUUGUAGAAACACUUUUAACUCCCAACACGUUAGAAGAAGUCAGAUUACAAGCCACUGUAGAUAUGACUUCUCUUCUGUCUCCUUUCUUACCUAUAGAACCUUUAGAGAAUAAUUCUAACUCUCAAAGUAAUUUAGUGAAUUCUCCCGUUAUUUCUUUAAAUAAUCGAUCAUUUAUAAGAUGGGAAACCCAACGUGAAUGUCCAUUCAAAUCGAUAACAGCAUCAUCUGUGAAUGACAUAGCGGUUCUCGAUCCCACAUUUAAUUCCAGUCCAAAUUAUUUAUCAACAUUAGAUAAUUUAAUAAAAUAUAAAUACAAAGGAAAAUUAUCUUUACAAACUCGAUUUGAAAUUAUUAAACCACAAUUUAUAGAAAAAUGUUCAGUGCUCGUUAAUGAAAUAAAUACAAAUAUUCAAUUAGAAUUCGGUGUGCAAAGUAUAAUUAAACAAGAAUCAUUAAUUAUUCAACGAAUGAAUAAUUUAAAAUCAACUAUUGAGAGUUUUAAAGAAAGUAUUAAAUUUGUUAAAGAGUUGGGCGCUGAGAGAGUUGUUGCAUGGCCUUUAAUGUUACUGAGAGGUACUGAAUUGGAGAAAAGAAAAGAUGAAUUGGGAUUGAGAGAAGAAGUUUUGAGUAGUGUGAAUUUGGAUAGUGAAUUACCUAAAGAAUGA
This is a messenger RNA of Funneliformis caledonium, 1113 nucleotides long. The record is from the annotation of a GenBank genome assembly. NCBI's taxonomy places the organism in Eukaryota, Fungi, Glomeromycota, Glomeromycetes, Glomerales, Glomeraceae.